AUGGAAUUGCUGAAAACACCAACCGUUGUUGGCUCAAUUGGACGACACCUAUCCAUUGGGGACCGAUUGUCCCUACAACAGGUUAGCGAAGAGGUUGCAAGUGCCUUGAGACCUAGCGAUCUGGACUAUUACAAAGCCAGACUCUCGAAGACCCAUAUCAUCUAUGAUCCACAGUUCAUGGAUCCCUUGCUGCUGGAUGAAUUUGAUGCCACCACAGCUUUCCAAGUCCGGAAAACCUCUGAUCCUACAAAGACAUGUGUCUUGAUCCAUUCACUAUUGACGGACUAUAUAAAGAAUCUGAUGGCAUUGGACUUAACAGAUGAAGAUAGCUAUGGCUCUGUGUUUGGCAGCAAGAUGAUAUCAGAACAAGACAAAGCCAGGAUCUUGGUUAACCUGCGUAAAUACGCCGACAUGGACGACGCCGAUAACGUUGUAUAUCUCGAGACCAGUGAUAAAGUACAGAACUUUCUCAACAAGUUCACAAAGAUCAAAUUUGACGAGAUGAGAGACAAUUUUGAUAAUCAAGACUACUCCAUCGUAGCACUGCUGGUUGAGACUCUGAAUAUAUUGGACCAGGAGGAGAAUAUGGUACAGUUCUUCAAAGACGAGAACAAAUUCCCUUACGACUUCUUCCCUGACACUAUUCUAGAUUCUGGCAAUCAGCUGGAUAAAGAGGCACUGUCCACAGUUAUUCAGGACCUUGUUAAGUACUUCAACGAUAAAUCUAGAGUCAUCGAUGAAUGUUUUGGUCAACAGCUUCCGGUCAUGCUCAUGUACAUGGAAUCAGUCCUGGAGAAGGAAAUCAUUGGGAAGUUCCUAUCAGAUGAGUGCCAUAAGAACAUGGAAAUCGUUCCAAUCGUCUAUUACGAACUGCUAGUGAACUUUGUUUCAAAUCUCAAUGACUCCCUGAACGUGGGAAAGAACUAUAAAGUCAUGACAAGAACGUUCAUUAACUUGUACUUUGAACCUCUUGUUGCGCAAUAUCUGGAAGAAACAAUAACGCUAUUCGAAGAGAACUCCAUAGAGGAGAUCAAUAAGUUUGAGAAGGACUACGAAGAGCAGGACAAGUUAGAGCAAGAGAACAUAUACAAGUCCAUCUUGAAUGAGUACAAUACAGACGAGAACAAGACAAAUAAGUUUGAACUGUUGACCUCUUUCACCAAAAUGUUCUCCAAGUCAGAUUCCAAUGCUGAAGAGAUUAAGUUCAAGACAAACCUGGAAGUCAUAACAAAGAACUUGAAGAACCUAAAGAACUACAUCAAUUUCGAACUUUCUUCAGAGAUUAUCAACCAGGCAAAGGCUAAGGUGGAUUCUGUUCUUGUCUUUGAAUCAAUUGACGGCUCUGUUAUCGACAAGAAGAGAAUAAAUGAACACAUUGAACUCAUAUUCAUAAAACUAAUUGGUAUUUUGGAGAUAUACCACGUUAAACCAGGUUUUGAAAAGGCCAUUGAUGUGCUGAACAGAUAUGAUCCAACAGAGUUCAAGUCCUUAGAAAGCUUGGAGUCACUUAAUACAGUGGAGCCUCUAGUGAAGUUCACCGAAUUGAUAAACAUUGGCGAUUUGAUAUACCAAAUGCUGGAGAUCUUUUAUGAGAACGAACUGGUUCAGAAGAAGAUUCUCGAUAAGAAUGAGUUCUUGAACAAUGCUAACCAGGCCAAGAAACGGUUUGAAGCUACAUUAGACAAUUUUGUUGCCAACGGUCUGAACAUUGGUAUCGAUAAGCUGAUGGAUGAGAUUGAGUUCUUAUUCAACACUCUCCAAUUACCUAAUGAUUUCAACCCCAAGUCAGAGGAUAUCGCUGUCACAAUAAAUGGACCAACAAAAUGUGCAAAGACGGUGGUUAAGCUUCUCUCCAACCACAUCAAUUUGCUCAAUGGAUCAACAGAAAAAGGUGUCAUAGACGUGUUCCAACAGGAGAUUGGAGAGAGAUUCUUCCAGGUGAUUGUCAAGAACAUCAAGAAGAGACAAAUCUCUACGAAUGGUGCCAUUAUUCUGAUUUGUGACCUGAACUUGUAUUACGAUUUCAUCGUGAACACGCUAAGACAGAAGAAUAUCACUCCAUACUUCGCAGCAUUGAAACAAGUGGGUCAACUGUACCUCAUUUCAAAAGAUGAUUCGAAAGAAUUGGGUAAACUUAUCGGUGAUUUGAGUAAGUUUAACGGUAUAUUCAGACAAGAAGAGAUCUACGAAUUUGUUACAAAGAGAACAGAUUGGUUAAAAGUGAGGAAGGACGUUGAGAAGGCCAUGUACGGUCUGGGAAUUACUGACUGUGUUAUUAUGUAA
Williopsis jadinii is the source of this 2283-nucleotide messenger RNA. RefSeq names its product Rcy1p (gene RCY1). Gene Ontology annotation, biological process: exocytosis; Golgi to plasma membrane transport. Gene Ontology annotation, cellular component: cytoplasm; exocyst. The transcript has a single exon. The coding region runs from base 1 to 2283 and encodes 760 amino acids. The record is from RefSeq and is a predicted model, not a curated record. Lineage: Eukaryota; Fungi; Ascomycota; Saccharomycetes; Phaffomycetales; Wickerhamomycetaceae.